CGAGUACAGCCGGCCGGACCAGCUGCACCGGCUGCAGGCGCUGCGGGACCAGCUGACGCUGAAACGACAGCUGCUCGCCAAGUACCAGGCGCUGGAGAGCUUCGACCUGCCCGCCAGGAAGUGAGUACCCGCCCAGCUCCCUCAGCUGGAAGAGGAUGUCGUCCACCACUCAAAAGCACCGCAACUUUGUGGCGGAGCCGAUGGGCGAAAAGCCCGUGACUGAUCUAGCCGGCAUUGCCGACGUACUCGGCAAGCGGCUGGUCAGCCACGGCUUCGACCGCGCCUACAUCGUGCUCGGCCAGUUCCUGGUCCUGAAGAAGGACAAGGAGCUGUUCGUCGGCUGGCUGCAGGACCUGAUUCACUGCAACGUUAUGCAGGCGUCCAACUGCUGGCAGUGCCUGAACGACUGGUGCUCGGAGUUCUUGUAGCUGUCCGUGCCGGUCUGCCGCCGCGCCAGACCCGUUGCUGCGUGGCAGUUUCUCUGUCGUUGUCGCUGAUCAUCCUGGAAGUCUCAAAUGCCACACACGCUUUGCUGUUGCUCUCGCUAAGCUUGCGUUUCAUAGAUCAUCGAUCAUCACCUAUGGCGCCCAAGGUGGCCCGGUCACUUUUUGAGGUAAUGGCGGGCUGGAUUGGCUGCUCUGUGGUAGAGGGGAUCGGCCACGGGGAUAAUCCCGUGCUGCUGCUGAUGCCGUGUGAGAUGAACUUGCUGCCCUGCUGGUGGAUGGUCCCCGGCCUGCGCUCUUGCGCUCAGUCGAGCUUGUGACAAUAUUUCCGGUACCACGCGUGCAUGAAAAAUAAACGCCGUGCCUACAAAAAUGUUGUAGCUCAAGCAGCGAAUGAGUAAUCCACAUAUGCAUCGGAUUCCCUGGAUUCCCACGGAUUCCCCGGUCGA
Messenger RNA from Pollicipes pollicipes, 892 nucleotides. RefSeq names its product barrier-to-autointegration factor. Lineage: Eukaryota; Metazoa; Arthropoda; Thecostraca; Pollicipedomorpha; Pollicipedidae. The record is from RefSeq and is a predicted model, not a curated record. The transcript has 2 exons. Gene Ontology annotation, molecular function: DNA binding. Bases 156 to 428 code for a protein of 90 amino acids. Gene Ontology annotation, cellular component: nucleus; condensed chromosome. Gene Ontology annotation, biological process: chromosome organization.